UCCCAUGAACUGGCCGACGCGGGAGCCGCGCGCACGCUGGCCCCGCCGGGACAAGAAUGGCCCCCGCUUCCGGGCACAGCCUCCUCCUCCUGAUCAGCAUGCUGGGCGUCCUUGCGCUGGACCGCUGGGCCCGAGGCCAGCGGAACAGCACGCUGAUCUUCACCAGGGAGAACAGCAUUCGCAAGUGCAGCUGCCCCGCGGACAUCCGGGACUGCGACUACAGCCUGGCCAGCCUCCUGUGCCGCUGCAGGACCGCCCUGCCCGCGGCCGAGGAGCCCGCCAGCUCCGGUGGCCCCCUGACCGUCUGGUUCACCGACUCCUCGGCACUGGGCCUCCUGCUGAACUUCACGCUGGUCCGGGACCUGAAGCUGUCCCUGUGCGGCGUGAACACCCUCCCCGCGGAAUACCUGGCUGUCUGUGGCCUGGAGAGACUGCGCGUCAGUGCAGAGGCCAAGCGCCCCGCGCCGGGGCGGAGCUUGCUUAUCCACCACGAGGUGCGGGAGCAGCCCGCGGCGCACUCGUGCGCGUAUGUCUCCUUCUUAGACAUGGCCCUUUUCAACAGGGAGUCGUCCCUGAAGUCCUACAGCAUCGAGAACGUUGCCAGCAUCUCCAGCAACUUUCCCCGCUUUUCCGACUUUAAAGCUUUCCCCAUUCUAAGCAACAAAAGCUACGUUGUCACCUUCAUUUACUAACCCUGUCACUGAGUCCGACCCCCGGGGCUCUGGCCCUCUCGGAUAAUUUGAAGACGGGCCCUGGGACUGAGUUCACGGGUGCCCACAGCACCCCCUCGCCGAGACCCCUCCCAGCAGAGCCGCACAGACACGUGACCAGCCAGCCCUCUCUGCCCCGCUCCCUGCCCAACCGUGGGAGCUGUUUUGAAAAACAAAAUAAAAGGAAACCCAAGCCCAGCGUGGCUCCGUCCAGAUCCCUGCCCCGGGGGCGAGCGAGAGGCCAGGUCCUGGCUACCCCUGGGGGUCUGCGGGUCAGGCGAGGCCAGAAGUGGACAAGCAGCGCUGCCGGGGGCUCCUAGAGGAGCCGGGCGCAGGGCGACCCCCGGCAAAGGCGCCCCCAUCAGACGCUGCCUCCGGGGUGCUCUGCCGCGUCCUGUGGCAGGCCUGGAACUUUCUCCGAAGCAAGGAGUGGUAGGUUUCCGAGGUUCCAGGACUGGGAGCCGCACAAAACCACAAGGCUCCCUUAGAUGCCUAUUUUCCAAAUACCUUGUUAGGAGCAGACGCAUCGAGAAAAGGGAGU
Molecule: messenger RNA, 1251 nt
Organism: Pteronotus mesoamericanus
Lineage: Eukaryota; Metazoa; Chordata; Mammalia; Chiroptera; Mormoopidae
Gene: EPCIP
Product: exosomal polycystin 1 interacting protein
Exons: 1
Coding region: 57-692 (211 amino acids)
Source: RefSeq, a predicted model, not a curated record